AUGCUGGCAAACAAUCAACAAUUAAGCUUUAGCUUCAGCAGCAGUCGCAUCAUUGUUAUCAUCAACAAUCCUCAGCAUGAAGUAUUUGUGUGUUUUCGUUAUUUUUGCCAUGUGCCUGGUCAACUGCUUGGCGGCCAUUGCUGAGCCCGCAGCGGCAGCUCCUGAUGCCGAAGUGGAAUCAACUGUAGCCGAAAAGAAGACGGAGAAACGUGGCAUUUAUGGUUUUGGCUAUGGACAUUAUGGACAUGGUUAUGGCGGCUAUGGUCAUGGACAUGGUCAUUAUGGCGGCUAUGGCUUCGCAAGUCCCUAUUAUGGCGGCUAUGAGUAUGUGCAUCAUGCCACGCCCUAUUAUGGUGGCCAUCAUGGUGGUUUCUAUCCCUAUCAUCAUGGCCAUUAUGGUUACUAUUGAGAGAACUCGAUUUGGAUUUGUAGUAUAAUUCAUUUUAUAUUAUCGCCCCCCACUCAUCGCUACACAAACACAUUUGCAUACUUAAUAAUUUUUUUUUCGUUUUUUUUUUCUCUUUUGUAUUA
Messenger RNA from Drosophila innubila, 531 nucleotides. Its product is annotated as shematrin-like protein 2. The record is from RefSeq and is a predicted model, not a curated record. NCBI's taxonomy places the organism in Eukaryota, Metazoa, Arthropoda, Insecta, Diptera, Drosophilidae. Bases 77 to 409 code for a protein of 110 amino acids. The transcript has 2 exons.